AGGACCCGCGGCGCCGGUAUGGAGCGCGCGCCCUGGAGGCUCUGGCUUCUGAGCUGCUGCUGCCUCGCUCUUGAGGCCGCUGACCCGGGAUCCACGGUCACCCCGACCUGGUCUAGGAGCCGCGGGAGAGACGCAGCCGCCUUCCGGGAAAGUCUUCGUAGACAUCGAUUCUUGAAUUCUUCUCCUUGGGAGAACACCACUGCCUUCUAUGGAGUAAAUCAGUUUUCUUAUUUGUUCCCUGAAGAGUUUAAAGCUAUCUAUUUAAGGAGCAAACCUGCCAUGUUUCCCAGACAACCCACAGAAAUGUACAAGCCCAUCCCCAACGUUCCCUUGCCACUGAGAUUUGAUUGGAGAGACAAGCAUGUUGUCACGCAAGUGAGAAGCCAGCAGAUGUGCGGAGGGUGCUGGGCCUUCAGCGUGGUGGGUGCCGUGGAGUCUGCACAUGCCAUACAAGGGGAGCCCUUGGAAGUCCUCAGCGUGCAGCAGGUCCUCGAUUGCUCCUAUAAGGAUGAUGGCUGUGGAGGAGGCUCUCCACUCAAUGCUUUGAGAUGGCUAAACAAGACUCAGGUGAAGCUAGUGGAAGACUCUGAAUACCCAUUUAAAGCUCAAAAUGGCCUGUGCCGUUACUUCUCUUCUUCCCAGUCUGGAGUGUCAGUCAAAGACUAUACUUCACAUGACUUCAGUGAGCAGGAAGAUGAGAUGGCAAGAGCACUUUUGACCUUUGGUCCUUUGGUUGUGGUGGUAGAUGCGGUGAGUUGGCAAGAUUACCUAGGAGGCAUAAUACAGCACCACUGCUCUAGUGGAGAAGCAAACCAUGCUGUCCUCGUAACUGGGUUUGAUAAAACAGGAAGAAUUCCAUACUGGAUAGUUCGGAACUCCUGGGGGCGUUCCUGGGGAGUAGAUGGCUAUGCACAUGUGAAAAUGGGCAGUAAUAUUUGUGGUAUCGCGGAUUCUGUGUCUGCUGUAUCUGUGUGAUCCACUGGAGAUAUCAAGAGACAACUGAGAAAGAAAAGUUUACACAAGGAAUGACUACACAUGCUGUGCCAUUGGUAUACAUCUUAUUGCAUCCUGGACAGGGAUCCUAACGCUGUGAGCUCACAAUGAACAGUAUGGACCCAUCCUGUGAGGAGCCCACAGCCCACUUCUUGAGUGGCAAUGUAAGAAGCUCAGAAGAAAGGAGCUGGCCUUCUGACUAAACACAAAGGCAACUGUAUCAAAAGAGUUACUGUGGUAAACAUUUUCUCAGAUUCAUCACUGCUUCUAAAAAGUAGAAAACUGUGACUAAAAUAAAACUUUAAAAUAGCAGCAUCAACCCCUAAAGAAAGAAUCUAGGACAAUGUUGCUCUUAUUUUUUGUGGUUUCUACAUUUCCUUUAUUGGAAUAACAUUUGAUAAUACUUUUUUCAACAACAAGAAGCAAUCCUAAAAGAAGAUACAAAGAUGUUUAGGGGGGCUUGGAAUGUGCCUUAGUGGUAGAGUGCUUG
Messenger RNA from Dipodomys ordii (Ord's kangaroo rat), 1483 nucleotides. It is a transcript of the gene Ctso, whose product is annotated as cathepsin O. The record is from RefSeq and is a predicted model, not a curated record. Gene Ontology annotation, molecular function: cysteine-type endopeptidase activity. The coding region runs from base 19 to 975 and encodes 318 amino acids. The transcript has 9 exons. Lineage: Eukaryota; Metazoa; Chordata; Mammalia; Rodentia; Heteromyidae. Gene Ontology annotation, cellular component: lysosome.